UGCUAAUAUUUUGAGAAGGACCUGUAUGAGCUGUCACAAAGCAGUCUGUUGUAAAAACAGCAUGAAGAUUCUGGUGCUUUAGGAAAAUAAAUUAUGUAAAAUAAUCACCUGAGGAUGUGCUCUGAGGUUCAUACAGGACUAGCUAUCACAACAUUCAGUCUGAAGAAAUUCUACUCAAAUGUUUUUGUUCAAAGUUUACUUUGAACACAAGAUAUGCUACUAUUAAAGUCAACAUAAAUAACAGUUUUGCAUCUUAGUUAAUAUUAACUGGAGAUUGGCUGCCUACUGUUUAGUUUCGGGUUACUAAAGCUGUGUGUCACAGGAUGUUUUAGUGUGACGUCUGUAGGUCUUUCUCGGUUGUGUCAUUUUAUAUCAGAUCAUCUUUGAAUACCGGAAGAAAUAACACAUAGCUAUACUUGACCAAGUCACUAACCAGAGACUUAAGAUUUUUUAAGCUAUUACAUGCUAUUGGGUCCAGAAUGGCAACUGUGGUGAGAAGUGAGAUAAUUCUCUCAUUUUAUAUAAUUUCCUUCCUUAUUGGCCUUCCUGCCAAUUUAGUGGCUCUUUAUGCCUUUAGUGUCAAGAUCCACAGCAAGCCACUCCCAACAGACAUCCUGUUACUAAAUCUGACUGUGUCUGACCUGCUCUUCUUGAUCAUCCUUCCUCUCAAGAUGCAUGAGGCAGCAUCAGGCAUGAAGUGGAAUCUGCCCAGCCUCUUGUGCUCCAUCACCUCCUUUACCUUUUUCUCUACAAUAUACACCAGCUCCUUGCUGCUGAUGGCAAUCAGUAUGGUCCGCUACGUUGGAGUGGCCUUUCCAUUGACCUAUCAAAAACUUCAGAAAACUUUGUACCCGAUCAUUAUCAGUGCUGUUAUUUGGCUGAUCUCAGCAGCACACUGCAGCAUCACUUUCAUCGUCCAGCACCAUCCAUCCCUGCCCAGCUCAAACUCGUCUAUAUGCUAUGAGAACUUUACAGAGAAGCAACUGAAGAUCCUCCUCCCAGUGCGUUUGGAGUUUUUCUUUUUGCUCUGCCUUGUACCUCUUCUAAUUUCCAUUUUCUGCUACCUGCGCUUGAUUUGGAUUCUGUAUAGCCGUCCCAAGAUAUCCUGGAUGCAGAAAAGGAAGGCUAUUGGCAUGGCCUCGGGGACUCUUGCCGUGUUCCUCAUUUGUGUUUUACCAUACAAUUUCUCUCAUUUAAUGGGUUUCUUCCAGGGUCAAAGCCCUGAAUGGAGGUACUAUACUUUGCUUCUUAGCACAUUAAACACUUGUAUUGAUCCCAUCAUAUUUUAUUUUUCUUCCUCAAUCUUCCACUGUACCAGGAAAAAAUCAAUUUUCAGAAUGCAUAGUGUUAAAAUUGUAAAGAUGGAAAUGCAGGGCACCAAUUCGAACUGAUACAGAAUUUUGAUAUUAACUUAUUACAGUGAUGCUGUUAUAUUCCUUUAUUUUGUUGUUUUAAAGUGAGUUGUGCACUGGUUUAUUAUUAGUUUUGUAUCAAGGUAUGUUUGUUAUGAAUCAACAUCAAACGUCAGAUGACAUUUUCAUAAGAAAACCGCAAGUCAUACUGCGUAGGCUAUUAAACCUCAGGAUAUUAUUAGUCACCAGGAAGCUGUAAAUGUUUUUUGGCAUUGACAUCUUAGUUCCUCUGCUUUAAAGCAGUCUAUCCACUCUGCAAUGUACGUGUAGGUAAGAGCAAGCAUGAACUGUAAAAAUAAAUUCACUUAUCAUUUCCACAAAGAGAUCAACAUAAUAUGUACGGAAAGAGACCAAAUUCAAAAUCUAUAUGAAACAAUAAAACUAUUAUUGAAACUGAAAAAUAUGUAUUUUUGUACUUGGUUGGGUGUAAAGUUAGAUUACUGUAUGAAUAGUUUGAGUUUGCUACUGGAUUAAAAAUGUAUAUAAAUACCAGAGUAUGACAGCUGCAACUAUGAGUUUUUUUCUGAAUAAACAAGACUGAGAAUUGACUGUCUUCAGAAUUUUAGGUAACUACAUAAAUUCCCCCAGUAACAUGUAGUAUUAUCAUAAAAGUCUAUGUAUUUUCUGUGUGUGAAACAACCUCCAAAGAAUUCACCACUGUUGUUGCUCAGUCGAGUAUGAAAAACAAAGAGAAAUGUUAGUCACUAAAACAUUCGCCCAGUAAGUUUACUGUCGGAUCUUACUUGAGAACUUGGCAGGGCUGCAGUAUGUUAUCAUGAUGGACUGAUAACACAUUCCAGUAGACUCAGGUGAACAUAAUAAGACUAGAAGGACAAUAUGAAGCUGAAUCUGUUUUCUAUGUAGUUAUUGAACGUAUAUGUUUCGGUGUAAAUUGAGCCACAUG
Girardinichthys multiradiatus is the source of this 2316-nucleotide messenger RNA. RefSeq names its product free fatty acid receptor 2. Gene Ontology annotation, molecular function: G protein-coupled receptor activity. The transcript is spliced from 2 exons. Gene Ontology annotation, cellular component: plasma membrane. Bases 480 to 1391 code for a protein of 303 amino acids. NCBI's taxonomy places the organism in Eukaryota, Metazoa, Chordata, Actinopteri, Cyprinodontiformes, Goodeidae. The record is from RefSeq and is a predicted model, not a curated record. Gene Ontology annotation, biological process: G protein-coupled receptor signaling pathway; cellular response to fatty acid.